AUGUCGACCGAUGUGAGCGAUUCUUCGAUGUCAGACUCAUCGCAAAGCUGCCACGAGCCAAGUGAAGCCUCAGAAGAAGAACUUGAAGUUGUUACCGAGUUUCAGCCGUACUCGGAUGAACCUCUUGCAGAUGGCGACGCAGACUAUGUCGGCGAAGACGAAGCCGAUCAAGAUGGCUUGACACCAGAAAUCUUGGAAGCAAGAUAUGAACGCCGACUGACAGUUCAUGAAUGGUAAGUUUUUGUCCUUUUAGGUGCAGGGAAAUCACCUUUUUACUUUAUGGCGUUUAUGAAUUUUGUCUUUUCGCCUAUGUUUUAGGUGUAAAUGUAAAUAUUGUAGCGAAGAAAACCUCGCAGACGCACUCGAGUUUCGCUGUUGCCACGAGGUAACUAAUGCAGUUGGAAAGCUUGUGUUUGAUGGCUCCAUUGAAAGAAUCUCAUGUGUUACCGAGCACGAAGAUUAUGUGGCUCUAACGAACAGAACCGUCCUUUUACAAGUCGCCCCUUUGCUCAAGGACAGAAACGGAAGGUCAUACCGGCGAAGAACAGGAGUGAGCGAAGCCGAGUAAGUAAUUUUUUGCCCUAUAGCUCAACGGUCCCCUAAAAGUGACGGUAGCCGAAAGUAACUACCCCACAGCUUGUGGUUAAAUAGACACAGAUCGAUACUGUUGCAACCCCUUUUUUAAUGGAAGUUAUGUGAUUUUUUAGAAAAAUUCUUUUUUCCUGAAUUUUGCCAUAUGCAGUGAGUGUAGCUUAUCUAACAUUGAGUGCUCUUGAUGGAUUGUUUACUGACGUAUGUUCAGCUAUAGUGUUGAAGUUGCUUUAUACAUCUUUAUGGUUUGACAAGGGUACAGUUUUUAUUUUUUUCAAAAAGGGUUUCGGGUACUCACUGUAAGUAGCUUGUAACCCUGAUAUUUGUCUAACUUCAACUUUUAUUAAUUCUACCUGAUUGUUCAAUAGAUUUCUCAGAGCAGUGGCUUACAGGUGGCUGAUAAGAUGGCUAUGUGGAUACUUGGGCUGGGAUAACAGCAGACCAUUACCUGCCUGUGUAUACCACUAUUUAAGAACAAAGUUUUCAAGUCACCAGACAAGAGGAUAUGUGCCUUCCCAAGCACGUGAACAAUAA
Messenger RNA from Porites evermanni, 1125 nucleotides. The record is from the annotation of a GenBank genome assembly. NCBI's taxonomy places the organism in Eukaryota, Metazoa, Cnidaria, Anthozoa, Scleractinia, Poritidae.